AUGCUGGUGUUGUUUGAGACCGCCGCCGGCUAUGCUAUGUUUAAACUGCAGAAUGAGAAAAAGCUCAAGAAUGUGGAUAAUAUAUAUGAAGAGUUUGAGACGCCAGAGAAGGCCCAAGAAAACUUACAAUUAAUAGCAUUCAAGAAGUUCAAAAGCACCGCAGACGCUGUUGAAUGUGCUAGUUCUCUACAUGAGGGAAAAAUGAAUAAGACAUUGAAGAAGCUGCUCAAAGGGAAAGUCGAGGAGAAUGAACAGCUUGCUGUCGGCGAUGCAAAACUAGGAAAUCUUAUCAAAGUA
Strongylus vulgaris is the source of this 297-nucleotide messenger RNA. NCBI's taxonomy places the organism in Eukaryota, Metazoa, Nematoda, Chromadorea, Rhabditida, Strongylidae. The record is from the annotation of a GenBank genome assembly.